This is a messenger RNA of Silurus meridionalis, 939 nucleotides long. RefSeq names its product zinc finger CCHC domain-containing protein 12-like. Lineage: Eukaryota; Metazoa; Chordata; Actinopteri; Siluriformes; Siluridae. The transcript has a single exon. The record is from RefSeq and is a predicted model, not a curated record. Gene Ontology annotation, molecular function: nucleic acid binding; zinc ion binding. The coding region runs from base 1 to 939 and encodes 312 amino acids.
AUGGAAUCUGAUUAUGACACAUGGCGUAGCAAUGUUGAAUUCCACCUUACGGAUGCCAACCUGUCUGCCAGACACAUUGUAAGGAAAAUAGUGGAAAGCCUCUCUCCACCUGCUACUAAUGUUGUAAAGCAUCUUGGGCUGAAUGCAACCCCCAGAGAUUAUAUCAGUCUGCUUGACUCAGCAUAUGGCGUUGUUGAUGAUGGAGAUGAGCUCUUUGCAAAAUUCCUGAAUACCAAUCAAAAUACAGGUGAAAAACCUUCUAGCUACUUGCAAAGACUGCAGCUAGUGUUAAAUAAAGUAAUUAGUAGAGGAGGUAUUGUUGCCAGUGACUUAGAACGGCAGCUGAUUAAACAAUUUUGCAGAGGUUGCUGGGACAACAGUUUGAUUACCAAUCUUCAGCUUGAGCAGAAGAAACACAACCCUCCCUCGUUUUCAGAAUUCUUACUUUUGUUACGUACUGAGGAGGACCGGCAAGCAGCUAAGUCCUCUCGGAUGAAACAACACUUGGGCCUUUCUAAAACCAAAGCCCAGGCAUGUUCUCUAACAACGAAGGAUUAUGUCACCAAUGAUAUGGACAAUGCAAUUGCUGCAGACGCAACAUCCUCUGCCAGUACACACAACCUGGAAAAACAACUCACCCAGCUGCAGGCUCAAGUGGCCUCUCUGAAAGCAUCCCUGAGUGGUAACUCCAACCAGACCGCUACUAAGAAAACAAGGCCUAAAGCUAAGGUCUCUACUGAAGAAAACACCUUAUGCUCAGGUGACUUAAAGCUCACAAAGAAGCCUCGUCCGGGCUACUGUUUCAAGUGUGGUGAGGAUGGCCAUAUUGCUUCAUCUUGCAGUAAUGAGCCGAACUACGAUUUGGUUGAAGUUAAGCGCAAUCAGUUUAAACAAAAACAAAAGGCCUGGGAAAACCAGAACAAACUUGAUUUAAACUAA